UGGGCGCCUUUAGGGGAUGCCUUUGUUACCCACCGCGCACCAUGGGCAGCUCGCGGCUCCGGGUCUUUGACCCGCCUCUAGAGCGCAAGGAAUCCGCGGCGCUCGCCGACCGCGAGCUGCCCUUGCCCACCUUCGACGUGCCUUAUUUCAAAUACAUCGACGAGGAGGACGAGGACGACGAGUGGAGCAGCCGCUCCCAGUCUUCCACCGAGGAGGACUCAGUGGACUCUCUGCUCUCCGACAGAUACGUGGUGGUGUCCGGGACGCCGGAGAAGAUUUUGGAGCAUCUUUUGAAUGACUUGCACCUGGAAGAAGUCCAGGACAAAGAAACAGAGACUCUCCUUGAUGACUUCCUCCUCACGUACACCGUCUUCAUGACAACGGACGACCUGUGCCAGGCGCUGUUAAGGCACUAUUCUGCUAAGAAGUAUCAAGGCAAAGAAGACAACUCAGACGUCCCUUGUAGGAAGCGUAAAGUCCUGCAUCUUGUUUCCCAGUGGAUUGCUCUCUACAAAGACUGGUUACAUGAAGAUGAACAUUCAAAAAUGUUUUUAAAGACCAUAUACAGGAAUGUACUGGACGAUGUGUAUGAGUAUCCAAUGCUUGAAAAAGAAUUGAAAGAGUUUCAGAAGAUCCUGGGGAUGCACCGGCGUCACACUGUGGAUGAAUACUCGCCCCAAAGGAAGAAUAAAGCCCUUUUCCACCAAUUCAGUCUGAAGGAGAACUGGCUCCAGCACAGAGGCGCUGUGACGGAAACAGAGGAAAGUGAGUAUGCUUUUAAGUGA
Messenger RNA from Echinops telfairi (small Madagascar hedgehog), 785 nucleotides. It is a transcript of the gene RAPGEF5, whose product is annotated as Rap guanine nucleotide exchange factor 5. The transcript is spliced from 6 exons. The record is from RefSeq and is a predicted model, not a curated record. The coding region runs from base 42 to 785 and encodes 247 amino acids. Gene Ontology annotation, cellular component: plasma membrane. Gene Ontology annotation, molecular function: guanyl-nucleotide exchange factor activity. Gene Ontology annotation, biological process: positive regulation of GTPase activity; Ras protein signal transduction. Lineage: Eukaryota; Metazoa; Chordata; Mammalia; Afrosoricida; Tenrecidae.